AUGAUAAGCCAGAAGAAGUUCCUGCGACACUUUAAAGUAGACCCUGAGGAGAAAGUCAUAGACUAUUAUUCCUGUGCAUUGGUUGCUGAUAUUUUACUACAAGGGCAUCUCUACAUUUCCAAAAAUUAUUUCGCUUUCUAUUCUAACGUGUUUGGAUACGUCACAAAACUACUGAUUCCCACGACGUCGGUGGUAAAUGUCACCAAGGAGAAGACAGCGUAUAUCUUGCCAAAUGCAGUGGGUGUGUCCACAGCAGAUGACAGACAUGUGUUCAGCUCGCUACUCUCUCGUGAUUCCACGUACAAGCUCAUGGUGCAAGUGUGGCACUCUGCCCUGGCCUCCCAGCCUGCUCACGUGACAUCAGCUGGGGAGUGUGAGGUGGAUGGCUCACCGUGUGAGGAAUCUACAAGUAUCUCUGGCAGUGAGUCGAUGUGUGAAGUCAAGACCAGUGGUGCCAACUCGCAAGUGCCAACUGCUCAAGAAAUUAAGAAAUCAUCCCCUAAGCCAGCAGACAAUACUGCUGCCACUGCCUCCCGCACUCUGCCCUGUGCCACACUGCUGCUGGUUUUCUCCACCGCUCUCCUGAUCAUUCUGUUCCUGUCAGCAUCUGUACUGAUGUACCGACUCAGCCUCCUACAGCACAACCUCAGUACUCGGGGCUCCAGGCCUCUAUUUGAAGUUCAAGAGUUUUUGGAUAUGAAUUUGAACAACCUGUACAAGGUUCGGCAGUCUCUUGAGACCCUCUCAGUGUUGUUAGAAAAUGAAAAGGAGAAGAUGGUGCUGAAAGAAGUUGAACAUCACAGCCCUGAGACGGUAAAACUUAAGGGCUCAAUUCCAUCUGCAGCAGAAUCCGGUGUGCCCCAACAUUCCGAAGAGCUUCUGGCAAGUUAGCAUUAAAAAUUGGGUUCUUUAAAUCUAGUUUGUUACCUAGCCUUAAAAUUAAAAGAAAUUAAUAUAAUCUAGUGUUUCUUGUGAUAAAAUAUGUGUAUUGUACUUACUCAAUUUCAGAUAUACAGUUAAGUUAGAUACAGAUUAUUUUGUUAUAACAUAUGGUAAAGAUUAGCCAUGACUUGAUGGGACCAAAUCCUGUCAUGAUUAACAUAAAGACAAAUUUUGUGGUCCAAAAAACUACAUGUAUGUAAUAUGUAUUUAGCAAUCGACUUAAUUACCGACUACAGAAUGUUUGAUCAUUUUGUAUUUCAAAUGGGAGUAAACUGUCCCAACACUUAGAUAAUACGAAUAUCAUACAAAGUCCAAUUGAAGGAUGAUUAAGUUUUAAUACUAACAAUCUCAAAAUCCUGUACUUCAACUACUUGCAUUUUUAUGAUAAGAUGCAUUAAUUUGCAAAGAUUUGCUUUCUAUGUUUGUAGGCUGGAUUAAAAUUAUUAUAUGCAACAAAUAAUGCUGUAAAUGUUUGUUCUUAAAAACAGCAAAAUCAAAUCAUUCACAUUAUUUUAUACAUUUUCUGAAAUCUGACUGAUUAUUAAUUAUUGUAAUAUUAUUUAUAAGUAUUUUUUAUUUCUUUUAUUUCACAUUACAUGCUGUUGUAUGACAAAAACUAAGUUACUCUGUAACUUAUUUACAAGGAACAAAUAUUUAACAAAAAAUAUGUUUUAUGGUAACAAAAAUAACUUUUUAAAAUAUAGGAUACAACUACAAUAAUGCUGAUUUUAUUAAUCAAAAUAAAUCCUAAAUACUGUACUGAAAAUUUGAUAAUUCAAGCUAUAAUGCUAAAUAAUUAAAUCCAAACACAUGCUGUUAUUUUGUUAAUGCAUUUUAUAACUGAAAAUGUUUACACCAUUUUAUAGAAAAGAAAGUUUUAUAACUAAUUAUUUAUAUAAAUACUAGAACCAAGCAGUGCUUGCUUGAUAUCUAGUGCUAGAGAUAACUGAACUGUAUCUCCCACUGGUCUGAGGGAUGGUAGACUUACAAGACAUCAAAUGAAAGGGGGAUCUCUAGAACCUCCUUUGGAGAGGUUGAAAAUAUGAGCUCCAAAACAAUGGUUUAUGCACUUCUGAGGUGCUGCGCAAUGUUUCUUAUUUUUGUUACACAGAGAUACCGAAACACUGUUCCAGUGUGUUCCACCUGAAAUUGAGCACUGCUUACAAGAGUUGAUUAUAUUAAUUAGUGUACAGUAAGCAUUAAACAAGAAUUUAAUAAUAUGCAGUAGUUACUCGUACUUCAUAUUGACUGUACAUCUUGAUUGUUAGUGGUGUUAAAGUUAGUUUUGGUAUUUUAAUAGACUACACAUUGUCAAAUGUGUGGUCAUGUUUUUAUAUUUUUUUCUUCUAUUAAACCAUGUAAUUUUUUAUUAUAUGUACAAUUUUAUUAUUUAUAAUAUUUACUGCUUUUUUGGUGACAGUACUAAGUGAAAACUAGUUCAGGACUGGGAAAUCUUGAAGGAUUGUGCUUUUAUUUCCCAAGAAUUGGAACUACUCUCACUCAGUUGUGCUUUGUUAGCUGUAAAAUAGUACUUUAAUUUGUACAAUUUAAAACCCUUUAAUAAGUAAUUCCUGCCUUAAGAGAAAUACUAGAGCGGCCUGAACCAAAAUAGUCAAAUAGUGGCUGUUGUAUUUGAAUCCCCCCUCGUGCCAAAUUAGCAGCAAUAUGGCAACACUGCCACAAAUGUCGUCGGACUAUUUUGGAGGGGACUGUUCUGGUAUUUGUUAAUUGUACACUGAAAUGCACGAAUAGUGUUGAGUACAAUGGGAUGGUUCAAACAUCAUAAGGCCAAAAACAACAGAUUCAAGUGUAUCAAUCUUCAACACUUAAUUAUAAAAAGUAAAUUAUUAACCCCACAUUUUAUUAUAUUACACAGUCACUAAAAAUCUUUAUCAUACAGUACCAAGAGAAUUGUCUUUUUCCUUUAAAAUGUGUAGUGUAUAGGUAACAUAUAAUAUGUUUACUAUCCAUGAUUAAAAGUAUUUUAUUUCUAAGCGUCAGCUGUCUUGGAGGCCAUCACGAUUUUAUUCCCCGAAGACCUUACCUGACCCGACCUUCACCGCAGCCUAGGAAGUAAGGUAAAUGCUAUGUAACCAAGAAAAGAGCAUUGUAAAAAAGAACAUAGUUAUGAGAGAUGUCUUGUAUGGAAAUAUAAUUAACAUAUACCCAAAUAAACACUAUUCAGAUGUGUCAAUAUUGUUCUUAUAAAAUUUCAAACAGUUUUAUUCAAUGUAUUACUAACAAAAAUAAAUUAUAUCUUUAAAAUUAGAUAUUUUGAAUAAUUCUUUACUUUAUCAGUGUUUACUUAUGAAAGAAAAUUCUAGGUUGUAUCAAUACAGAUGGUUCUUAAGUGAAUAGAAACCUCUUACAACCAAAGAUCUUUUAUUUUUUAAUAAAAGGUUGUGAAAUAAAAAUUGAAAUGUUUUUUUUCAGUAUUUUACUGCCAUUGUAAAUAUAAUUCUAACUGUAUGUUUAAUGUGGUCCCUGAUUAACUUUAUUAUACUGUAUGUUGAAAACUGAAAUAUAGACUCUUACUGACUUAUAUUUUCUAUUUACAAAAUAGAAAUAGUCUUUGAUAAGUGAUAUUGAAAUAGUUUAUUAUUUUAACCUAGCUUUAUUUUUUAUGCCCAUCUCCACAAAAGAAAAAAUAUUGUGAGGGUAAAGAAUAGAAAACUUUCAGUGGAAAUAUUUUUUUUAAUAAGAAAAGGGAUAUUAGUUAGUACAUAUGUAUUUAUGUAAGAUUAACCAUAACUAAAUGACCAGACUAAUUUUGUUUGACAAAAAAAUGAAUUUUUAAAACUUGUGUAUAAUAAUUAUAUAUUUGUUAAAAAAAACAUAAAUUCCUAAAAAUUGCUGUAGUGAAUUUUAUUUAAUGUUUAUGUUUAUUUCGAAAACUUUAAAAUGUUGUUACCUAAAAUUAUUUGGAUAUUUCCAAGGUUAAACUUAGUUUGAUUUAAUUUAAUUUAUUUUUUAAUACUAAGAUAUUAGUAUAAAACACGUCCUGUAGGUUUAAAAAUUGUUGAAUUACAAUAUUGAUAUUGAUGACACAAGUUAAUGUAAUAUAAAUAAAAUGAUUGUUGUUUACAUAUUCAAAUAUUUAAGCAAGUUUUUGACAUUCCAUGUGAAUUUUGUAUGAUUAAAAUACAUUUUCAGUGUUAGUAGGUAAAAAAUGAAGAAAUAGCAAUGCUAAAUUAAAACUGUGAUUAACUACUGUUAAGAUGGUUGGUGGGUAUUUUGGUUUGAAUCUCUAAAACUUUCUUAAACCUUUGAUUACUUCUAUGCCUUUAUUUUUAAUCAUAUAGAUUAAAUACGGCAAUGUCUCAUUUUAAAGAUAUGAUUAAUAAUGAAUCCCAGUGAUUUCUAUUUUCAAUACUUGUUGUUUAUUAAUUAAAAUACAUCAAACUUCUUUGAUUAAUCACUCCAAAAGUAAGUUCUCUACAAUAAAACUCUAAUGCAUUUCAAUGUGUAUUAAUCAUAUCUUUAAAAUAAGUCAACUCAUUUAGUUCUAUAACCAAAAAUGAGGGAAUCAAAAAGUUUUGAUUUAAUAUUGUUUUAAGAAAAUAAGCUCUACGUAGCUUCAUUACAUGUUAAGAAGAAAAGCUUGUCAAACUUAAGCUAAAACUGCAUCAUUAGACAUUUAAAGUGAUAUAUAUUAUUUUUUAUUAAAGACAUUUUCCAUAAUAAUAUUUUAUGUGUAACGUAUUCGUUCAUGCAUACAAUUAUUUGUACUUUUGAAAAAAAUGUUUUUAUAUGUGUGUAUUUUUGUAAUAAGUAAGAAAGUAAGUAAUAUUAUAGAUAUGUUCAUUUGCCCUAUUCCAGUUUAAUUCAAUAUUCUUAAAAAAUUAAAUAGUUCGGUGUUACCCCCUUUAGUGCCAACAUCCUGUUCACUGGACGUUGUAGAAACUACGUCUAAAAUGCCAAUGUCAGGCCGAAAGAUGUCAUUAAAAAUUCAAGAAUAAACAUUUUAUUUAUUUAGAAACAUUUUCUUCUUUAUAAACACAGACAAACCUCUCACAAGACAAGUAUUUACUAUUUCUCUUGUGGAUAACCUUUUAAGACAGUGGGGUUUAGAACAAGGGGUUUUGACCUGACCAAAUGUAGCUGACCUAUAAAAUGUUACACUGAGGCGUCCUGCCAGAGGUUCCGUAGGAGAUACAAAUCCAAACAUGUAUUUUGAAAAAAUUCCCAAUGAUAGGUAGAAGAAUUACCUACUGUAUUUGUAGUGCAUCCAGCACAAAGGAUGGUGGGAAGAGAAGAAAAUCAACAUUUAUGUGCAGGAAAUUCAAAAAGGGUUUGCAUCCCAAGUAUUUUUCUUAUCACUCCUGUUUUUGGGUUUAUUGUAAACGUCAUACCACUUGGAAAACUAGAAAACUUUUACAAUGUAUAAUUUAAAAUUUUGUUUUACUUAUUAAUUUUGCGUUUGUCAAUUUUAUCUGUAUUUUCCUUAACUUUACAUUUUGAGUGAAAUCGUGAACCGUUUUUAAUACUUAAAAGUUGUGCCAGUUGUUACAUUUUUUUUAAUUGCCACAAUUUUGUUUUUACUUGUGAACAUUUUACCAUUAAAUUUCAACAGUGUGUUCAUAAUGUAGUGGACUUUACAGUUAAUUUAUUGAAUAGAGCCCAGCUAUUUGUUUUUAUUACCAAAUGGAAAAACAAAACUUUUUCAUGUAAGAAAAAUGACUUGUAAUACAAAUAUUUUAAUUUGAGUCAGGCUAGAUUUAGUAUUUUAUUCCAAUAGAUAAAUUUGUAUCUAUAGUUUGGUAAAAGAAAAUCAUUAAAUUAGUGUACCAAAUAACAGAGAUGUAUUUAACAACACAUUGCAAAAAGGAAUAGAAACCCUCUGGCCCUGGCAGGUACACACUUGUGAUAAAUUCUCCGCACUAAACGUUAAAGUAAACAUUCCAAUAUGGCUUUUUAAGUGGUGUUGAUCGAUACAUAUUAACGAGCUGCUUGGUCUGUAUUGCCUUUCCAAAUAAAACUCAAAUAGGUGUUUCACCGAAAUCUUUAUGAAUUAAUUGUAUUUGACUCUUAAUUCUGUAUUUUAACAUACAUAACAAAAAAUAUUAGGAACAAAACUUUUCAGCUGAUAAAAAUUUACAAGUCUAAAAUUUGUUUGUUAUUUUUGAGAUUCCAAUUCUCGAAAAGUUGUGUUAUACCUUCUUUUAUAACCUAUAACAAUGGCAAAUGUCCGAAAUCCUGUUAUCCUUUGAAGUCUAUAAUGCAAUGAACGUGUGUUAUAGUUAGUUACACAGGGCUGAUGAACAUAUCUAUAUGUACAUUGUUUCUAUUAAUAGUGAGAAUAAGCUAUGUAUUGAUAAAUUAGUAUUGUAUUAUAUAAACAUCAACAUUUUAACUAAUAACACCCAAUAUAACUUGAAAUGGCAACUUAAUAAUAUUUCACCCUACUUUUAUAUUUCCUGAUUGGUGUUUAUAUCUUAUCCUAUAUAAUAUGCCAAAAUAGUUAUCAAACAAAUUAUAAGCUUUGUCAAUAAAACUAUUUUUCGUA
Messenger RNA from Homalodisca vitripennis (glassy-winged sharpshooter), 6448 nucleotides. RefSeq lists its product as uncharacterized. Gene Ontology annotation, molecular function: sterol transfer activity; sterol binding. Bases 1 to 891 code for a protein of 296 amino acids. The transcript is spliced from 8 exons. Gene Ontology annotation, cellular component: endoplasmic reticulum membrane; endoplasmic reticulum-plasma membrane contact site; plasma membrane. The record is from RefSeq and is a predicted model, not a curated record. Gene Ontology annotation, biological process: intracellular sterol transport. Lineage: Eukaryota; Metazoa; Arthropoda; Insecta; Hemiptera; Cicadellidae.